Messenger RNA from Hemicordylus capensis (graceful crag lizard), 1244 nucleotides. RefSeq names its product purpurin. The record is from RefSeq and is a predicted model, not a curated record. The transcript has 8 exons. The coding region runs from base 407 to 1000 and encodes 197 amino acids. Gene Ontology annotation, molecular function: retinoid binding; retinol transmembrane transporter activity. Lineage: Eukaryota; Metazoa; Chordata; Lepidosauria; Squamata; Cordylidae.
AUAUGCCAGCUCCUGAAGAAGUUGACAUGCAGAAAUAGAUCUGGGUGUCAUCAGCAUACUGAUAACAAAAUCCCCUGAUGAUGUCUCCCAGUGGUUUCAUGUAGAUGUUGGAGAGAGUACAGAGCCUUGAGGGGACACCAUACUUAAACUCAGAUUUUGAAGAGCAACAGUCUCCAAUCGACACCAUCUGGAAUCUGUCCGAGAGAAAAACAAGACCACAGACCACAAACAAGAUUAAAUACCUGCAUUUAGGAAGGAACAGGACUCUGAAUUUAAGCGGACAUCCUGAUCAAAACUUGGGGGAAACCUAGUCUCGGAUUCAGAGGAUGACAACAAAGAUGGUGAGGAGUCUGGAGACCAAGUCCUAUGAGGAACGUUGAAGGACCCGGAAAAGAGAAGAUGAAGAAUGAAAUACGCCCAGUACACAUUCCUGGUGAUCCUCAUCGCCAUUAUUGACUAUUGUUUGGCGCAGCCUUCAUGUACAGUGGAAUCUUUCACCGUGAAGGAGGACUUUGACCCCAAGAGGUAUGCAGGCAAAUGGUAUGCCCUGGCCAAGAAAGACCCAGAAGGCCUAUUUCUGCAGGAUAACAUCUCAGCUGAAUACACCAUUGAGGAGGAUGGCACUAUGAUUGCAUCUUCCAAAGGCAGAGUUAAGCUUUUUGGAUUCUGGGUGAUCUGUGCUGACAUGGCUGCCCAAUACUCAGUACCUGACCCCACCACUCCAGCAAAAAUGUUCAUGAAUUACCAAGGCCUGGCGAGCUAUUUGUCAAGUGGAGGUGACAACUACUGGGUGAUUGACACAGACUACGAUAACUAUGCCAUCACCUAUGCCUGCCGCAGUCUAAAAGAGGAUGGAUCCUGCGAUGAUGGCUACUCCCUCAUUUUCUCCCGCAACCCCCGUGGUCUUCCCCCAGCAAUUCAGCGCAUUGUGCGCCAAAAGCAGGAAGAAAUCUGCAUGUCUGGCCAGUUCCAGCCUGUGCUACAGUCAGGGGCCUGUUAAAUCAAAAAGCCUCCAAUCCUGAGCUGGAGCAGAGGAGGAUUGAUCUCUGCAUCUUGAAUUGUAUUUCACAUAUAGUUUGGAUUAGAACUUUUUCUCCAAAAAAAUAAAUAAAUCUAAAUGUUGGGUUGUUUUAAUUUUAUUUUAAUUUUGCACUUAAGUGCAACACAUAACUUUGCUUGUCUUAACUCAAAUAAUUGUAUUACUGUAAUAUUUGUCAAUAAAUGUUUUUAAGUAAACUUUAAAA